This is a messenger RNA of Pimephales promelas (fathead minnow), 3559 nucleotides long. The record is from RefSeq and is a predicted model, not a curated record. Lineage: Eukaryota; Metazoa; Chordata; Actinopteri; Cypriniformes; Leuciscidae.
UGUCAAAUGUUCUGACAUGUUAAUGUGACAUGCUUGUUAAUAUAAUAAAUCUGACAUGUUUCUGUUUAUUUCAGAUGUUCUAUAAAAAAUGCUAUCAUUAAUGACUAGGUGGUGUAUUUCAACAGUCAUUAGAACUAUUAAACUGCAUGAAGGUGACGUAUAUACAUCUAAACAGGUGUGACCUAUAUCUAAAUCUAUAUCUAAACAGGUGCAACCUUCAGCACUGACUGCAUUCGAAAUUGCAUACUUCCCUACUAAAUAGUACCUAUAUGUAGUAUGUAACGAAAGUACUAUGUUCAGUAUUUUUCUGAAUUCACAGUACUCAUAAAAGAGUAGGCGAAAAGUACAUGAUGUCCUACUUCUCCGGAGAGAUUCUGAAGUGUGCAUAUGAUGGACUUUACUAUCCCAUGAAGCCACAGAAGAUUUAUGAAUGUCAGUGAAGUGACGCAACCAAUGCUGAUGCAGCCACUGUCACAUCGGAUGGAUCUGCCUCUUUACACUUUCAAAUGAGACACCUUCCCACCUGCUCAACCAUUCAUUCAUUGAUUGCUUGGAGACCCCAGACUUCCUCUUCAAAGAUUAUCAUGGAUAUGCGUGAGUGGUGUCCACUUUUGGCUCCCGCUUCUUGUUUGUGGAAGGAAAUCCAGAGAGAAAAGAGCAGGAAGAUUUCACCUGGAGACGGAUAUACACACAGUCUUCAUACGUUUUACUAAACAUUCAAAGGCAUAUUUGGAAGCAACAUGCCCUUCGAACUGAACAUGUUCGUUCCCUUCGGAUUGGAAUCUCACAUAAGAUGGCGAAACACCUUGUGAAGUCCACUUCGCAGUCCACUUACGGUCGAAUGGAACGCACCUUCAGACUGUCUGCUGUCAGCCGAUGAUAGUGGAUAGUUCAUCCGAAUCAGAUGUUGAACACCAAUGAUCGCGCACGCGAACCCGACAAUCGACUGUCGACCGAAAACAGGAAGGAAAUACAGUUGGAUUUGAUGUGCUGGUGACACUGGGAUUUUGAUAUCAUGGACGGUGACUGCUUAUCUUUGCUACCAGCGGUCUGUCUGGUACUGGCCGACCCGAAGCAGUCUCCACCUGAUGACACCUCGUUAGAGAAACUGCUCGAUUGGUUCAAAGAGCUGCACAGCCAGAGUAAUGAACAGGUUCUUUCGCGACAUCAGCCGUGCCUCAAAGAGUUCAUUUCCAAUGUUUGUACGUCUAAAACUGCAGAUCCUGUUAUCUUCUCUUUCACCCUCAAACUCACUGGACUUUUGGCUGGCACCAAGCAGGGUUUCCACUUUCUUGAGGAGGGAGGUCUUUUGGUGUGUGUGUUUGAGCGGGAAGCCUGGUUUGUGUGUGAUCUUUGGGAGGAUGCCUCAGUUCGCAGUGGCUGGCUGCAGGGACUGUUGAAUAUGCUGAAACAUCGGCAAGCUCUGGACUUCAUCUGUGGAAACGGACUCAUCAAAGUGAUUCUCCAGCUGCAGAACGACGGGAGUCUGUUUGUUGCCUGUCUGGCUAAUCAGCUUUUAGUGCACAUCCUAAACCUCCUCUCUUCAUCAAACAUGACCAAUGGCAGUGAUGCAGUGGGAUCAAGUGAAUCAUCUUUCAGCCCUGAUUGGGUCUCGGCUUCCUCAGAGAUUAUGAAUGGUGUGGUGGAGGCGUUGAGGUCAGAUGAUCAUCCUCGGGUCCUCCAGGGCUUACGGCUUCUGACAUCGGUUCCCUCUCAGUGUGGAGAGCCUAUCAGAAGCACGCUAUGGAAAGAAGUGCUUGUACCUCUGGAAGUCUUGAUCAACAGGGGGUCUGAAUCAUUGACUCAGCCUCUGAUGACUGUUCUUCAAGCUGCUGCGAGGACGCCUCUGCUCGGACAAUCGGAGUAUAAAGUAGAGGAAUUAUUGGAAGCCAUGUUGGGUUCUGCAAGCAAAAAUGAGAGUUUUCGGUGUGCUGCACUUAUCAUAAAGCUGGAGCAAUGUCCUGAGGUUUUAAAGAGGAAGGCCAUUGAUAUCGUCUUGCUCCCCCUGCAGUGUGUGUCAGCACAGUCUCAAGACACUGCAGAAAAGAUGAAUUUAGCCCUAAAUGAACAGCUAUCCCAGAAAGCCUCAUGUAUUUCCCACCUCAUGCAGAGUUUAUCAAGUCUAGAAGAGCUGACAUAUACAAAAUACCAGUUUGAAGGCAUUUCCAUUCACUCGGUCACCAGUUCUGUGGUGUUGCUUCUGAGGAUUUGCUCUGGGCAUUGCCCCUCCUCUUUGAUUCAAAAUAAUGCCUCCACCCAUCUGAUUGGCUGCUGCAAGGUUCAGAGGUGUGGCCUAGAGACAUUAGGUGCUCUCAGCGUGUAUGACGAAAAUUUGAAUAUAAGGAAGGACAUAUUUGGUGUCCUCUUGGACUAUCUACAGAGUCCAGAUUCCCAUGCUACAGUCUUGAAGAAAACAUAUCAGGCCACUAUGAGCUGGAUUGCGGUGUGUUCGCCCUUCCCUGAUCUCCUGGAGUUUAUCAGCCAUGACCUCUUUCCCGUAUUGAAGAAACGGAUGUGUGAUUUGCGAUGGGAAGUGAGAGACUCCACACUAGAGUUCAUCACCCAGCUGACUAGUGCCCUCAACGGUAGCAGUGGUUUCAUUGAAGCUCUCCACACCAGCGGCAUGGUCUCCAUUCUCCUCUCUUCACUGGCAGAUUCAGAAGGCUAUGUAAGAGCUAGUGCUGUGGCUGUCGUCGGGGAGGCAGUUACCUCUUCUCUCCAUCAGAUGGCGCUUGUGAGCAACAGCAACCUUCUGGAGGAGGCUUUGACGCAGAUGAUGACCAUUCUCUCUCAGGACACGGAGGGCUUCCCGCGUAGAGCGGUGGUCAAAGCCUUCACAUCAUGGCUGAAAGGAUCACACCUCGUAACAGCUGUGCACCCGUUCCUGAGCUCCGUCCUGUCACUGGGAUGCAAUGAUUUUGACUGGGAAGUGAAAAUGCACACACUGGAGCUGGCAGAAGUGUUGAUGGAGAAGACACUGACCUGCUGUCCAUACGCAAUCCAAAACUUUGGUUCCUCUGAAAACACACACUUGAUGCAGGCCUUGAGCAAACUGAAAGAAUUCGGGCUGUUUGACUUGCUUUUUAACAGCUUGUUUGACUGCGACAGACCUGUGUGUGAGAGAGCCUGUGCACUCUUGCUCAAACUCAGAUCACUUACAUCUGAGAGCGCAGACUUCUCAGAUGUAGAUUCCACUCUCGUCUUAAAUGUAAAUGGGAACAGAUGGGGGGAUGAGGUGCAGAGUAGAUACCUCAACACACAACAGGCCAAAGGAUCUGUGUGCGAAUCUGAUAAGAGAACAGACAGUGAUCUGCACUGCAUCAAAGAUAUUAGCCUACCCAUGAUACUGCACAUACUUGAUCUAGAUGACAUGCAGAGGACGUUGAAGUUGAGUAGUGAUCAUGUCGUGAAUUCGCCCCGAUCGCUAAUGGAGGACAUUCUUUCAGCAGCACAGCAGAGUGAGGACAAUAUAGUAGAUUGCUAUUGAGACUAUACUGUUACUAUUUGAGACUCUUUUUUUUAGGGCCAUUUAAUAAAUAAUGAUGUGCAGUCUGGUCAA